Messenger RNA from Zootoca vivipara (common lizard), 3305 nucleotides. It is a transcript of the gene ALG12, whose product is annotated as ALG12 alpha-1,6-mannosyltransferase. NCBI's taxonomy places the organism in Eukaryota, Metazoa, Chordata, Lepidosauria, Squamata, Lacertidae. Gene Ontology annotation, molecular function: alpha-1,6-mannosyltransferase activity. Gene Ontology annotation, biological process: protein N-linked glycosylation. Gene Ontology annotation, cellular component: endoplasmic reticulum membrane. The record is from RefSeq and is a predicted model, not a curated record.
GAUCUGAAGCGGAUCACGUGCUCCACGGACUGCCCUUGUCUGGAGAGGCCACGUGGGUGCCUUGCGGGGGGAUGUUUUGUAUCCGGCAUGGCUGAGAAGAGAUCUACAGGAGGACAGCAGUUUCUGCUGCUGUUGAUCAUCUCUGUGGCCUUCGUGCACCUAGCUGUCUGCCCGUUUGCAAAAGUGGAAGAGAGCUUCAAUCUUCAGGCCACCCACGACAUCCUUUGCCACAAACUGGACUUUGACAAGUAUGAUCAUCACGAAUUUCCUGGCGUCGUCCCGAGGACGUUCCUUGGCCCGUUGUUUGUUGCGCUGCUUUCCAGCCCAGCCGUCUAUGUGCUGUCGCUGCUGCAAAUGUCUAAGUUCUACUGCCAGCUGAUAGUCCGAGGAAGCCUGGGGCUGUGCGUGAUUUUUGCCUUGUGGCGAUUGCACAAAGAAGUGAGAAAGCAGUUUGGUCCGACCGUCUCCAUGAUGUUCGGUCUCAUAACUGCGACGCAAUUCCACCUGAUGUUCUACUGCACUCGAACGCUCCCCAACAUUUUUGCGCUACCCGCCGUUCUACUGGCAGUUACGUCCUGGAUUCAGCAAAAGCAGCGCUCGUUCAUCUGUUUCUCAGCUUUGGCCAUUAUUGUCUUCAGAUCAGAGCUCUGCAUAUUCCUGGGCCUUAUGCUUCUGAUAAACCUAUUUAAUAAAAGGCUCUCCUUUGUGAAAAUGCUUUCCUAUAGCGUUCCUGCAGGGGCUCUCUGGCUAGGACUCACCGUAGCCUUGGAUUCCAUGUUGUGGAGGCAGCUUCUGUGGCCCGAGGGGAAAGUGCUUUGGUAUAACACCGUUUUAAAUAAAAGUUCCAACUGGGGAACUUCUCCUUUCCUGUGGUAUUUUUAUUCAGCCAUGCCUCGUGCCCUGGGUUGCAGCAUUAUAUUCAUACCACUAGGUGCAGGAGAGAGAAGAACUCGAAUAUUACUUCUACCCACACUUGGCUUUAUUUUCCUGUAUUCCUUUCUCCCACACAAAGAACUGCGGUUUAUUAUAUACACUUUCCCAAUCUUCAAUGUUGUGGCUGCCAAAGGCUGCUCACGAAUUCUAAACAACUACAAGAAGUCUUGGUUGUAUAAGUUGGCGUCUCUCUUUGUUGCAGUACACCUUCUAGCUAAUGCUGUCUACUCGGGAGUAUCGCUGUAUGUUUCCCACUUCAAUUAUCCUGGAGGAGUCGCCAUGCAGAAACUGCACCAGUUAGUGUCUCCAACGGCAGAUGUUUCCGUCCAUAUCGAUGCAGCUGCAGCGCAGACAGGAGUGUCUCGGUUUUUAGAAGUCAAUUCGCAUUGGAAGUAUGACAAACGGGAAGAUCUCAUGCCAGGUGACCCACUCAUGUUUUCAUACACACAUAUACUUAUGGAGAUGAACCCUGUUGACUUGUCACAUUACGAGAAGACUCACAGAGUGCUGGCGCACAUACAUGGGACUAAUGGGAUCGGAUUGAAUUUUACUGCACUGCCUCCGGUUUCUUUGAACUUGAAAUGCAAAUUAGUAUUGUUGGAAAAGUUUCCCACGUCGGCCGGAACGUAAUUUUGCAAACAAGCGUCAUGUACGUUGCAAACUGGAACGCAGUGGAUGUGGAAGACCGAGAGAACCCCUCUACUCCCCUUUCUUGCGAGAGGAUUGCAUAGACGUGCAUUUAUAUGUCAAUAUAUAUGGCACCAGCUAUAUGUAUUUCCACGCAACUGAAACCCGAUACAAAAUAUAUAUAUAUAGUGCCAAUGGUCGUUUAUUGUGUGUCCCACAAAGAUGUCAUGCACACUUUGAAACAUCUGACAGAUGUGUUGUGUUUUUAUGUUAUUUCUUGUGCGUUUACGUAAAUGUGAAAGGCGAAAAACUGUCUGUCCCCCUGUCUCCCUACCUUCCGCAACCGAGUGCUCGGUAAAAACCUUUGUUGUAAGGGACUACAGCAGGCAUCCCCAAAGUGCGGCCCUCCAGAUGUUUUGGCCUACACCUCCCAUGAUCCUUAGCUAACAGGACCAGUGGUCGGGGAAGAUGGGAAUUGUAGUCCAAAACAUCUGGAGGGCCAAAGUUUGGGGAUGCCUGUGACUACAGCAUCUAAAAUUUAAAUUUGUUCUGGGCUUGCUCUGACUAUCUGAUUGACUACACGGUGUAGGGAAGCAGGGUUGCCCAAAGUAUCUGUUUUUCUGGAUGGACACGUCUAGGUGUCACAUUUGAAUAGCCUCUGCAUGCAAGAAAUCCAACACGCAGAUGCCAAAGCUUGUAUGAUAAAAUCUGUGAUGUGACUGUGCUUGAUGCUUGUAUCUAUUGGAGGUGCAAAGGCACAAUUCAAACACGACAGCCUUAUGUGCUGGGCACAAAUACAGGAGUUUUAACGUUCAGUGUGAACCCAUUCCCUUUAUCCUGUUACCUGUAACAUUCCUGAACUAGCUCCCUAGUCUUUUUGCAAGCAGGUGACUGUUGAAUGAUUGUGUAAAAGUGUCAUUAUUGUGUCAUUGUUUCACUGUACCUUUAAGAGUCAGGAAAGAUUUAGUGACUGGGGCUCUGCAGCUGUGGAGCAGCUCGACAGGUGUUGCUGCGAAGUUGAUGAUGCAGGGUAUAUCAGGGGUAUUGUGUGUUGCCUCUGUGCUGGGCGAUUUCCCAGUGUGCUCUUGGUGGGUGGUUUGGUUGUGUGGGUGUUUUGUGUAAGCCUAAUUUAAUUUCUGUUAUUUUUACUUUCUCCCUUAAACCAAGCAUUUGUUUAAGUCUUGGUAUGACUCUAUGUGUAAGUCCCUCAGCCAGUUUCUGCUGAUGCAACUCAAUUGCUUCUAACCCUAACAUGGAGGAGCCCCUCAAAAAAGAAAAUCAAGGUAACACCUUCAAGGUGCUAAUGAGAGCUAUCCAAACAAAAAUUAGGAGUAAAAUACCACACCACAUUUCAUAGAAACAUCAAAUGCUGAGAGUUGGGACAGAGGAUCAUCUGCUUUGACCCCCCCUGCAAUACAGGAGUAUGCAGCUGCCCCAGACAGAGAUCGAACCUGCAACCUUGGCGUCAUCGCCACCAUGCUCUCCCCAACUGAGCUGGGAUUUUUGUGUGCGUGUUUUAAUCACUGUAACUAAUUUUGCUAAUUCUGGCUGCAAAAUGCAAAGCCUCAUUAAUCCGUCGUCUCAGCAAAGCCACCUUUUAAUAAAGCCAACAUUUUUCCUUGCUUGUUUUAAUUUUGAAAAUGUGGUGCUUUUCAAGUGGUACAGAAAUACAGUGGGAACUUUAGCGAUUGCAGCACAUUUUCAGUGUGACCACAAUACGGCACCUCGUGGAAAGAAAUGGGUUU